Triticum aestivum (bread wheat) is the source of this 734-nucleotide messenger RNA. RefSeq names its product mitotic-spindle organizing protein 1A. Gene Ontology annotation, cellular component: gamma-tubulin ring complex; spindle; interphase microtubule organizing center. The coding region runs from base 54 to 341 and encodes 95 amino acids. The transcript has 2 exons. Gene Ontology annotation, biological process: mitotic spindle assembly; microtubule nucleation by interphase microtubule organizing center; gamma-tubulin complex localization. NCBI's taxonomy places the organism in Eukaryota, Viridiplantae, Streptophyta, Magnoliopsida, Poales, Poaceae. The record is from RefSeq and is a predicted model, not a curated record.
UUUUUAAAAUUCCUAGACUCGGCUACCGGAGAGCGGAACUGUGCCCGCGCGAGAUGGGAAUGGAGGAGUCGGCGGGGGGCGCCGCGAGGCAGGCGAAGGAGUCGCUGGAGCUUGCGUUCCAGAUGUUCCAGAUCCUGGACACCGGCCUCGACCGCCACACCCUCUCGCUGCUCAUGGCGCUCUGCGACCGCGGCGCCAACCCGGAGGCUCUCGCCGCCCUUGUUCGCGAGCUGUCCUCCACCGCUCCCCCGUCCGCCGCUGCUCCCACCGCGCCCGCCUCCAACGCCGUGGCGGCACCGACCGCCCCCUCGCUGUUCCCCUCCAGCUUUCGGCAGCUCUAGGCUAGGCAGGUACCGAAGACUGGACGCAACUGAAGUUCUUGAUAUGAAGUCGAACCAAAUCUGAUACUUGGCUUGCUGGAAGAGCCGGAUGAGCUUUGGUCGUGAUGUUGUUUCCACAAGAAAAAGUUGUGGUUCAUUGAGUUCCUGUAAAUUGCCAUCUUUCUUUGCUUGACUUGGACACUACUGUAGUAAUCAUGAUGGCCACUACCUCCUCGUUCAUAGUCUUCCUAUAUUCCCAUCGCUGUAUGCAUCAGCUGGACAUCUGGUGUUCUGUCGAUUAUCCUCUCUUUGACGAUUGUGUUGUACUUAUCUGAAAGGAACACGCCACGGCCUGGUGGCCAUGAAUCGAGGUCCCGUUUUCGGGAUAACAAUCAAAAAGCUAUGAAACGAUUA